GUGUGAACUACUAUGCCUCUGCACUGCCCUUCCUGUCUGCUGCACAGCAGGGCUUCAUGGGAGCAGGAGUUCAGGUCCAGAUGCAGGUGCCUGAAGGUGUAACGGACUACUGCACCACAUAUGCUGACUGUGCAGUUCAGUACCCUGAUGCCAUAUCUAAGUGGGACGCCUUUUUUCAGGGUCUGAAGUCUGCAGCUGAGUCUGAACUCCCUGAAAAUGAGAAGAAAGAUGCUCUCCUCGGCCUCUACUGGGCAGCCCAAAUGGCUUCAACUCAAGCCUCAGCUGCAUGCAAUGCCAGGCAGGGCCACUACUCCUCUGUAGAAGUGGCAUUUGCAAACAGCUGGCUGAACUCUGCAGAGUACGUUUCAGCAGCACAUUUCCAAUCCAAUUUGGAAAAUUCUGCAUCAUUCAUAACCCCUCUGCCGAGUCGAGUUUUACAGGCGACUGACAGUGCGCCUAAUAUUGCUGAUCUGAGUCAGGAGGAGAACCACACACUGUCUAUCUUCUCCUGGAUGAGCAGUGUCAAUUCUCUACUGGGUGGGACGUUGGUGCGUCUUUGGAAAAGUGCCAUGUGUUCAGUGAGCACAAGAGAGAGAGGCAGAGAGAUGUUGGGGCAGCUUCUACUGAAUCCCAGCUUCGCCACAAACACUUUCCUGUCCAUCAUCACUGGAAUGACUACAAGCUGCUAAGUGAACAAUACAGGCUUUUAUACGGGGAGACACAUGCAAUACAAAAAGACAUAGAUGGUAUUUCUUUUCAGUAGUGAAAGUAAUUUAUGUCAUUAUUUGGAGGGUGUAGAUCAACAAGUCAGCUGUUACAGUUUAAAGCAGGUAAUAUGUUUGUUCUUGUCACUCUCAUGUGAAAUGUGUGUCCCAGUAAACUGUCAACAAACAAUCAUUUUACUGUCAUUUUUUAACUAUUUUUUAAUAUCCUGUUGCCAACCUUGAAACAAUAAUAUACAGUACAGAAAGAGAGCAAAGUCAAGUCACAGAGGGUUCCCAGACUCUUUCUUUUGAGUUGCACAGUAAGGUUUGUUUGCAGUGAA
Molecule: messenger RNA, 1045 nt
Organism: Morone saxatilis (striped sea-bass)
Lineage: Eukaryota; Metazoa; Chordata; Actinopteri; Moronidae
Product: protein LEG1 homolog
Source: RefSeq, a predicted model, not a curated record